Candidozyma haemuli is the source of this 2592-nucleotide messenger RNA. RefSeq lists its product as uncharacterized. Bases 1 to 2592 code for a protein of 863 amino acids. The record is from RefSeq and is a predicted model, not a curated record. The transcript has a single exon. Lineage: Eukaryota; Fungi; Ascomycota; Pichiomycetes; Serinales; Metschnikowiaceae.
AUGCAGAAGCUUAUAGAGUUCUCUGUGGAUGAUGUGUUUGCACGUUAUACUGUUCCUCAAGUGCAAAGGCUACAUAAGGACUACCAUCAAGAUAUCACCAAGGCAAAGGACGAGCUUCAUUUGUUGGUUGGUGGUAAAUACAGAGACUUGAUUCGAAUUGCUGAAGAGAUUGAUACGAUGAGUGUCACUGCUCACAAGAUAGACAAUACGUUGGCUGACUUGUCUUUUCAGUCCUCUAACUACGUUGCAUUUGGCAACAACAAGUUUUCCAAGUUUGAUUCUGAUUUAAGGAAACAAAAUGUCAAGACUGCUCGUGAACAGUCCAAGAGGACUAUUCUUAACAAUGUUAUCAACAAUGAACUUAUUGGGUAUGACUUGAAGCUCCAGACCGACUCUCUCAAACGGACGCAGUCUUUGGUCCACCUUGCAAAGAUAUACUACACAAUCGAAAAGCUUUUUGGCAAUAUACUUCUAUCCGAAGACCACAGCGUCACGAGCUAUGCUAAGCUCAAGCGUAACUUCGUGUCCUAUCUAGAGAAGAAGCUUGCACUUUAUACAUUCACAGGUGAUGCGGUUACGAAUAACUCUCUUCUGGGUCUUGAGGACGUAAUCCAGAAAACCGAAAACAAACAAUGGCUCGAGGAUGAAUCUUUUGAUUUCUUGAGUGAAGAGUUUGACGAUGAUGACUACCAAUACGCUGAUACCGAAUCUUCCCGAAGUGACACAUUGACGAGCGCUUCCAGUAUACCCAUAGUCAACUACAUCCUUGCUUACAUUAUUGUCAAUCAUGAUGGUGAAGAGACCAAUUCAUUGCAGUCAAUUACCUCAAAGAUCAUAAACCUCAAAUGGGCUCACUUGAGUUCUAUUACGAAGGAUGCCUUGCAACAUCCUAAUGCAUCCAAUAUUAAUUUCUACAAACUUUUCCGAUUUAUCGAGUCUGCUGCAAUUUGUAUAAAUGAUUACCUUGUCAACGACGGCGAAAUCAAAACUCGUCUCAAGCAAUUGAAAACGUGGAAUGCCUCACAGCUUAUUGGCUUUCACCAUUGGUUCGAAGAAGACGAGAUACACUUUGACAUUCAGAUGGAUGCUACAGGAUCUCCAAGCUACGAAGAAUCACUCCAGUCUUACUACGAUGACAGUCGUAACUUGCUUACUUCCUUUGUGUCUUCCUUGUUUGAAGCAAACCAACAGACUGAAACAGCUGCAUCUGGGACUGUUAUAUUUUCCAUCCUCUACAACCUUAUGUCUGGAGCAAGUAAGGUAGGGGGUUUGGCCAACUAUGAAGAAAGAGAAUGCUACAUUUCAAGCAGCAUUUUCACAAAUGAAUUCAUGUCUACUUCUAUUAAAUCAGCAUUCAGAGGCUUCCACGAGGCUUCGCAAAGACAUAUACAUACACUCACAGAGGGUGAUGCAUCGAUAUUACUGUCAUUGAAGAGUCUGAUGGCUGCAUCGGAAUCGGAUGGUUGCCACAAUGAUGAUUUUUUCUCGGAUGAAAUCAUAAGUUCCAUGGACGAAGAUAUCGAGACAUAUUUGACGAAUAUUCUGCGCCUCGGAUCAUACAAGACUGUCAGUCUUGAGCAGUCACAUAAUGGCUUACGUACCUGGCUCCGUGCCAUGAAAACGAUCUUGCUGGAAACCAAAUCGUCAGAUAAUAAUGUCAUUGGCAAGAUGCAGCGUCUUGUCGCCAAGCUGGGCCUGGAUUCUUCCGUGAAGUCACAAAGCACAGCUCUUUCCGAAAGUGUCAGCAAAGGUAACGACACCAUUACUAAGGAUCUUGUUGCACAGUUCGACAUUUUUGUCACAGACCUCACAGGCAUGCUUAAAGACAAUCAGGGAAAAGAUGUUAUCUUUGGCAUACUAAGCCUAGUACUAGAGUUGAAAGACUUCAUCUUCAGAGUCUUUCAGAAAGACACUGGUUCGAUUGUCUCACGCAUUGACUCCUUGUUGGCUGAUCUUUACAACAAGGCCCUUUCAUCUGCAUUGAACUCAAAAAUGGAUGAAGAUUCAGUUGGCGAUCAUCUUAUUUCAUCUAUUAGAGCAGCUAAUGUUAAUGAAUCUGCUGACUUGCCAUCUAGAGCUGAUCCUUCAGUGCACUCAAUCUUGUUCGGCUUUGUGGAAGAGCUCCUUGACCUGGACCAGUUCCAACAACAGAGAGUGAUCUCAUAUUUCACUAACAAGCAUAUCAAGGAUAUUUUCGCCAAAGAAAAGACAAAGCUUUUGUUAAGCGUGAUUGACAAGGCUCUUGAGUAUCCUGAGACUACGAAAUCCAAUGCUGAAACAUUAUCAUCCGAGUCACCUAAGGAUAAUGAUGAAGAACUUGAGCAAAAUGGGUCGUCCAAUAAAUCUGCGGGAGAGAAGAAGUUACCCUCCUCACAAGUACAACAGACGCUCGCCAACAUCAUAUUUGUGCUUAACUUUACGAGGACUCUGACCGUGAAAGCUGGCGACGAUGCCAUCCAGUCAUACUUGAGCAAGCUCAAUGAUAAGGCUGAGCUGCCUAUAGAGACUUCAAGCAUAGAGAUAAUAGCGAGAGGAGUAAGCGAACAGUUUAAAGCUAGCAAAGAUUUGUUCCUUCCCUUGCUGGCAACCUAG